AUGAAGAGGCCCUACAUCCAUGAACCAAGCACGUAUCGAAAAAGUGAUGUCAUUCUCAGAUCCUCUGCCAAGAGACGAAAGCGUCGCAGCAGUAGCAGUAGGGCGAAGAAGACGGAAUGUCCACUGACAGCAUUGAACCUGCAGCGACGAAAACUACGCUAUGCUUCGGAAGUCCAAGUCUGCACCACGAUUCCGAAUCGAAGGCAAAUUUCUUUGGAAGAACGAAAUGCCACGUGGAUUAGUGGCAAAGAAUUCCGACACAUGCAAAAGGAGACAGCCAACAUCAUUGAAAGACUCGAAAAAUGUUUCAAGCAUGCUUCGUUUUCUUCUCUCUCAGCGGUCUCUGACCUGAAUCCUCCCCCCAUUAGUACUACUUCUUCUUUGAGUAUUAUUCCGGAAGAAUCGCCAGUAGAGCUGGCAACCAUUCCUUCUUUUGAAAAUGAUUCAAAGGAGGGGAAGGAGAUCAAUGAUUGCGUCCGUGGUUUGGAACAGCAUACUAAAUUGUACCUUGGAACCAAACUUGCCGUUCAGCGCCUCAUGCACGAAUGCGUCGAAAAGAUUCGGCUCUUGGAAAAAAAGCAUAAGCACGACUAUGGAGAUGUUUUGGCUCAGUUGUGCCAAGUCUGUUCGGCCACGGCGGUCGCCAAUGCCUUGGUACUCGGUGCACGAGAUGCAAAAGAAGCAGGACAUCAUCCUGCCGCUACUCCCACAAUAUAA
Cylindrotheca closterium is the source of this 717-nucleotide messenger RNA. The record is from the annotation of a GenBank genome assembly. Lineage: Eukaryota; Bacillariophyta; Bacillariophyceae; Bacillariales; Bacillariaceae.